Molecule: messenger RNA, 3651 nt
Organism: Salarias fasciatus (jewelled blenny)
Lineage: Eukaryota; Metazoa; Chordata; Actinopteri; Blenniiformes; Blenniidae
Gene: wdr75
Product: WD repeat domain 75
Exons: 21
Coding region: 19-2538 (839 amino acids)
Biological process (GO): positive regulation of rRNA processing; positive regulation of transcription by RNA polymerase I; ribosome biogenesis
Cellular component (GO): small-subunit processome; nucleolus
Molecular function (GO): RNA binding; protein binding
Source: RefSeq, a predicted model, not a curated record
GGUCAGUCCCGUGGAAACAUGGUGGAGCACGGGGACAUCCGCGUGGUUCACCGAGGAGGCAGUAAAAUAAACUUCAGGGUUCCUGUCAUCAGUAGCGACUCCAGGUUUCUGUUAUGCGCCUCUGGUCAGUGUGUGAAGGUGUUCAGCACGUCCACAGAGGAGUGUAUCCACGACCUGCAAGGACACACCGACCUGGUGACUGGUGUGCUGCUCAGGCCCUCCAACCACCUGCAGGUCUACUCGUGCUCACUAGAUGGCACUGUCAGACUGUGGGACUUCACAGAUGGCAUUCUCAUUAAGACAUUGGUCAUCGGACACCCGCUCUACUCCAUCUACGCAUCCGCACAGCAUGAAGGAGUGAUCUUUGCGGUCAUCCCCACUGGCGCCGACAAGCGAUCUGAGUUGUUCCAGCUGGUCGCGGUCCAGCUGCCUCAGAGCGGAGAUCAGCUGGCGGAGGUUCGAGAGCUUUCUGCCGUCCUGGACAGCGUCGGCUCCUCCCCGGCAGCCACCGCCUUCGGUAGACAGGGGGAGUUCAUCGCUUCGGCCCGGGGGCUGCACCUGGAGGUCUUCUUCUUCAGGAAGCAGAAGUCUUACAGGUUUUCCCUUAAAGAAGACAACAAAACAGGAGGCAAGAACACGUUUACGUGUAUCUCCUGCCACCCGAAGGAUGACUGCAUCGCCACGGGGCACGAAGACGGAAAGAUCCGCCUGUGGAGAAACUUUAACCACAAGAAGGAGUACACCUACACCACGCUGCACUGGCACCACGACGCCGUCAGCUCGCUGUGCUUCACUCCAGAAGGCACCAACCUGCUGAGCGGAGGUGUGGAGUCGGUGCUCGUCCAGUGGAGAUACAACCAGCCGAGCCAGCGGGACUUCCUGCCACGCCUGGGUGGCGCCAUCACACACAUCACGGUCUCCCCCGACGGAGCGCUGUUCUUCACCUCGCACAGUGACAACAAGAUCACGAUUAUUCAGAGCUGUGUUAAAGUGUCGGCUGUGAUUCAGGGCCUGGUCAAAGGAGAAAGUGUGAGGACCGAGCUGAUGGUGGACCCCCGCAGCAAGGCUCUGGUUCUGAACGGGAAGCCUGGACACCUGCAGUUUUACUCCCUCUGGAGAGACAAGCUGCUCUAUAACCUGGACAUCGUGCAGCAGGAGUUCAUCCACGAAGCGGGCCUGCAGCAGUUUGAGGUGGUCAAGGCUGCGUUUGAUGCUUCUGGCACCUGGUUGGCAACCGUUGAGGAAAGGCAGCUAAAAGAUGCAGAGCUGGAGUUGAACUUGAAGCUGUGGAUAUUUGACAACGGGACUCAGAGCUUUGUGCUGAACACGACCAUCUCGGCCCCCCACGAGGCUCAGAUCACGGCCCUGUGCUUCCAGCAGGCCGCUGACAGCCAGACCACCGUGCUGGUCUCCACCAGCAGGGACGGACACUUCAAAGCCUGGCAGCUGGCGGCGCCGGCGCCGGCCCACACGGAGGAGGAAGGCCCGUCUUGGUCCUGUGACUUUGUCGGAGCCUAUCACGGACUGGUGCCCUACUGCUGCGCCUUCUCAGCCGACGGCUCUCUGCUGGCCGUCGGCUUCCAGGAGGUGGUGACGGUGUGGAGCCCCGCCUCCUGGGAGCUCCUGGCCACCCUGUCGCAGCCACCUGGAACUGUCAGGGACCUUUGUUUCGGCCGGCUCAGCUGCUCCAAGUAUCUGCUGGGAACCACGGCUGGUAAUCUGCUGUGCUGCUGGAACCUCCUCACCUGCUCCCUGGAGUGGAGCACGUCCAUGGAGAUCAGCCUGCUGCUGGCCGACCCCCUCUCGGAGAACAUGGCCGCCUUCUGCUUUCAGAGCGGAUGCACCGACUUAUUUGUGUUCAAGCCCAGCGAGCCUCGGCCGCUGUUUUCCCAUAAGGCCGUGUGCUCGGGGAAGGUGACGCGGGCCGUGUUCGCCCCGAGGGAGGAGAUGCUGGAGAGCUGCGAGGAGAGCAGCCAGUGGCUGAACCGCUCGCAGCUGUACUUCCUGUCACAGCAGACGGACCUCAUGACGUUCAUCACCAAGGCAGAAGAGGACAGAAUGACGGACCGCAGGAAACAGCUGGUGAUUGAUGACAGCGUUGCCAUGACGCCGUUCUACCUGUUGCUGGGGAAACACCUGCCUCAGCAUCAGGACCGGCGGGACGCGGCGAGCGGCCUGACCCCGGAGAGCACGCCGCUGCCCCAGAGCUCUGCUGCCAUCAAAGAGCUCCUCCACACGCCGGCCCACGUCCUGCCCUCCACCUCCUUCCUCUGCUCCAUGUUCGUGCAGUCCCUGCUCGUCUCCGUCACAGGCAGCAGAGAGGAAGACAAACACGCAGAGGAGGAAAUGGAGAGUGAGAAAGAGGAAGAGGAUUCAGAGGGGGAAAUGGAAUCCGGCACCUCGAGACCGGAGCGGGCGGCGGCGGGCGGCCCCCCCACGGAGCCAGCCGCCCCGGCGCUGACCAAAGCUGAGGCGAAAGAACUGAGGAGGCUGAGGAAGGCGGACCACAGCUGGCUCACAGGCCUCCUGGACUCCUAAACCACCGGAGUGGACAGAAAGAGACACUCCUCAGGUCCUCGCCUGUUACACGUUUGCGAGUCUUUGCAGGUUUUCUCUCUGAAACAGUCGACUCUUUGUUGUACAGCCUGAGUCGUCACAAAUCCUCUUGCCAACUGAAACAAGCUCGCACCUGAAUGCCAGCGUCACUCUGGAUAAUGUUCUGCAGUGAAAUAAAUGUUUUUAUACAUGCCACUCGCAGCAGGAUUUCUCUUCAUGUUGCUGCCGAUCACCGCAUUUACACGGCAACCUUUCACAUGAUUCAGAUGUUUUGUUUGCUUUUUUUCAAUAAAAGCUUAUUUUGUUAUUACAGAAAUAUCUGGUAUCGCUUCUUAAAUACCGUAGUACCAUUUAAUCCAGCAAAAUGAUUCACAAUGCACUGAUCCAAAUCCAGGUAUUUCACAUGAUGUCAACCAUGAGGCCUGUGGGCCAAAAGUGGCCCCCAAGAAGCUCCAAUCCAGCCUGCCAAACCAUGAAGAAAAUGAACAAAAAGUUCAAAGAAAACAUUUAUUUUUGGAUCUUAAAUAGGUUUUCGAACAUUUCACCAAAAGGUUUCAUGUUGAGAUUGUAUUCAUGUUUGGCAGUAAUAGUUUUUUUGUAAAAAUAUAGACAUAUCUCUUGUUCUGUGACUCUUUCAUAACAGCGUCAGGAGAAGUGGUGGAGUUUUCUCUCUCACUUCAGGGUCAAAGGAAGAAAAGAGCUAUCAGUAGUGAAAAGUUGUGUGAGGUGAAGGUUUUGUGGGAUGAUCUCCAUGUUGCUGACAGCUCUGUGUUUAAUGAGAUUUCAUCACUGUGCAGGUGGAAUAAAUCUUUUACCCCUGCAGUAAAAACACUGAAGGUCAGAUGUGUAACUAGAUCGAGGGAAAUGUUUCUGCAAUCAUCCUUCUAAAUAUAUCUCAUCCUGCUUUUCAGUUGUCUUGUUUAUAGUGUGGCCAGGUUUUUGCCAGUGAAGAAAGUGUGAUACUCCAACAUAAACGUUUCACAUCACAUGAUGAAGAUAUCCGACAGACAUGGAGGAUUUCUGUCAUAAUGUGGAACUGAUGUAUUUUGCAUUGCUUCACUUCAAAGGCAUUUCUAAACAUUGUAAUGUGUCUUC